AUGGUGACACCAGCAAUACGAGUUGGGAAGGACAUAAUUGGAUGUUUGAGGAGCAAAUAUGGUCAUGUAAGAAAUCUCAGUGAAAACAUUGCGAAGCUGGAACAAGAAGAAAGAUAUCUCUUUAGUAAAGAGACAGAUGUAAUAACAAUGUUGGACAGAAAAGACCAAAUAAUGGAGAGGACACGUGAAUGCACAACCUGGCUGGAUGAGGCUCACGAAAUGAAAGGCAAACUCCGAGAAUUGAGGAACAAGUACCAGAAUAUCAGUAGAUGCUUUUGUGGACUCUGUCCAUUUCAUUCUCUCCUAAAGCUUGGCAAAACUGUAGUGACAAAGACUGAGGAGGUAAUUGCUUUAAAGAGUCGAGUAGAGCAAAUAACUAUAAUGAUUGAAAGGGCACCAAUGUCAGUGGUUCCAAUAAUAAGGAAGCAUCCAGAGAAGAUAGAUAAUGUUCCAUCACUUAAUGAGCAUGUCAAAACACUACUAAAGUUGCUCAACGAUGAUAAUUUGAAGAGAAUUGGCAUAUGGGGACUACCAGGAGUGGGCAAGACAACAGUAAUGGAAAACCUGAACAACAAAGUCCGUGAAACUCAACUGUUUGACAAUGUCUUUUGGGUAACUCUUUCAAAAGGGGAGAGUGUGAGAAAGAUACAACUAGUUCUUUUAGAGCAGUUAAAACUUGAGGUGAAAGGGAUCCAUGACAGAGACAGUGAUCAAAUAGCAGACAUGAUAUCCGAAGCCUUGGUUAACAAGAGGUAUCUGCUGCUUCUUGAUGAGGUUUUCUUAGAGAUUAAUCUGAAAGAAGUUGGCAUUCACGAUGACCAUGAACAUGGAGCAGUAGUAUUUGCAUACAGAGAUAGAGAUUUUUGUCGUUUAAUAGAUGAUCAUAUUAAGAUUGAAAGAUUAUCCAAUGAUGAUGCCAGAAACUUGUUUCGAAAAAUAGUAGGAGAUAUCAUUGAUGGACCAAGCUACAAGAAAAUUGCAGACAGAUUACUCAAGAAGUGCGGUGGGAUGCCACAAGUGAUCAAGUUGAUAGCAGAUAGCUUGAGAAAUGAGGAUGACCCAUCUGUGUGGCGGCAACUGUUAUCUGACAUGCAGUCACCAGGCACGGAACCAGUGCAAGAAAUGCAAGAACUCUACAAGGCAUUUAAACUUAUUUAUGACAAAUUACCUGUGGAUGAGAAGCCUUGCCUAUUGUAUUGGGCAUUUUUUCCCCCAGACUAUGAAGUUUACCAGGAGUACCUAAUUGAGUGCUGGAAAGCUGAACAAUUUAUUGAUGAAGCUAGAAAGCUUGGAAAGGCUCGUGACAAAGGACAUGCUAUAAUAAGGGAAUUUGAAAAGAAAUCUAUGUUGGAAAGGGGUGAUGGUGAAGAGAUAGAAGAACAACCAUUCGAGGAAGAAUGGGAAGACGUGCGAAGGGUCUCAUUGAUCGGUCAGAAAUUAUGUAAUCUACCUAAUAAACCUGCAUGUAGUAAUAUCUCAACAUUACUACUACAAAAAAACCCAAGCUUGACAAAAAUUCCAGAAUCAUUCUUUGAAUACAUGUGUGGCCUCCGAGUUCUGGAUUUGUAUGAUACAAGGAUCAUGUCACUGCCAUCAUCUAUUUCCAGAUUGAUAAAUCUAAGGGUUCUAUAUCUAAACAAUUGUGGUGAAUUAAUGGAGUUGCCUCCUCAGCUAGAGAAACUAAAGAGUCUUGAAAUCCUUGAUCUACGCUGCACAGGAAUUCUCACCUUGCCUGAAGAGCUUGCGCAAUUGACUGGUCUGAAGUGUCUGAGAGUUUCAUUUAAACAGAAUUUCGGUUGUCUCAAUCACAUCAAUGGCAAACCAAAAGAUCUGAUUCCUUCUAAUGUAAUUGCAUGUCUUUCUUCAUUACAAGAGUUGAGCAUUGAUGUGGACUUCAAAAACCAAAGUUGGAACCAGAUUGUAGAUAGGGUAGCUGAGGAAGUUGCUAGUUUGAAGGCAUUGACAAGACUUUGUUUCUACUUUCCUAAACUCAGCUGCUUUGAAACUUUCAUUGAGAACAGCAAAUCGUGGAAAAGAAAUAGCAUGGGGUGGGAAGAUAAUGGCUUUAGAUCAUUCAGAAUCCUAGUUGGCAAUCACAAGGCAUUUAAGCAUUUAAGAUUUUCUGCUGGAGAAGAAGAUAUUCCAUUUGCACUUUCAAAGAUACUCAAUAAAGCUCUUAGUUUUGAACUCAUUGGUCAUCAUUGUGCUAAGAACUUAUCAGUAAUUGGCACUAAAUACUUGAAAGAGGUGGAAGCUUGUACAAUUGAAGAAUGCAAUGAAAUAGAAAGCAUCAUUGAUGGUACCAUAGCAACUGGUGUCUUGUUUGAAUUCUUGCAAAAGCUACAUCUAAUCAACCUCCCAAACCUGGUGAGUAUUUGCAGAGGCUCAAUUGACUCAACAAGCCUCACUAAACUCACAACUUUGACACUGAAAAGCUGUCCAAAGCUAAACUGCCUUUUCCCAGGAGAUAUGAUUCAGUUACUGUGCCACUUGCAAGAUUUGCAAGUUGAGGAUUGUUUUGAGAUUAAAAAGAUCAUUGAAGAGGGAAGCAUAGUUCAGUAUGAAUCCCUUCCCAGAUUGAAGAAUAUUGAACUCCACAACCUACCAAGAUUAUUUAGUGUAUGCGAGUAUAAUUCGUUUGAAUGGCCCUCUUUGGAGAUUAUGAAGAUCAAGACUUGUCUGGAGCUAAAGGAUUUACCAUUCAGUGUAGAAAAUGCACCCAGAUUGAGAGUGAUUGAAUGCACAAAAAACUGGUGGAAUGAACUAAAUGACAGUGCGAAGGAUCGUCUCAGAGACCUUAACAGCUUCACUUGA
Molecule: messenger RNA, 2814 nt
Organism: Quercus lobata
Lineage: Eukaryota; Viridiplantae; Streptophyta; Magnoliopsida; Fagales; Fagaceae
Product: disease resistance protein At4g27190-like
Exons: 3
Coding region: 1-2814 (937 amino acids)
Molecular function (GO): ADP binding
Source: RefSeq, a predicted model, not a curated record